Cylas formicarius (sweet potato weevil) is the source of this 1066-nucleotide messenger RNA. RefSeq names its product transforming protein RhoA-like. Gene Ontology annotation, biological process: small GTPase-mediated signal transduction. Gene Ontology annotation, molecular function: GTP binding; GTPase activity. Bases 203 to 766 code for a protein of 187 amino acids. Lineage: Eukaryota; Metazoa; Arthropoda; Insecta; Coleoptera; Brentidae. The transcript is spliced from 4 exons. The record is from RefSeq and is a predicted model, not a curated record.
CCUACAUUUCUCGUGUGCCAAACGAUACUGUUAGCGUUAAUUUGGUGAAAAUGAGCCCUUCCCCCAUACCGUAACUCAACUAGCUAACAAAAGUUUUGCUACUAGAAGAUAUUUAGAAGAUUUUGAACCCAUGUUUCUUUUCUAGAAAAUAAUUUCUGCUAACGCUUAACAAUUGUUUUCCGAAUGAUGUAGCCGCAUAACUAUGUCCGUAAUCAGUCUCAACAAGUCGAUAAGGAUAACGGUGGUGGGCGACGGGGACACUGGCAAGACUUGCCUGCUGAUUGUGUUCAAAGACAAGAAAUUCGACGACAGAUACAUUCCCACUGUCUUUGAUGUAUACUCGAUGACCAUUCCGAUAAAUUACGAAGAGCACACGAUAAUCCUGUCCGACACUGCCGGCCAAGAAGAGUUCGACAAGUUGAGGAAGCUGGCCUACAGAGAUGCUGACGUGUUUAUACUCUGCUACUCUAUAGCUGAGAGGAGUUCCUUUGAGAACAUAUCCUUGACGUGGGCUCCCGAAGUGAAAAGGUGCAAGCCGAAUGCAAAGAUUAUACUGGUUGCGACAAAAAUUGACCUUCUGUCUGCAAGAAAAGUGACCCCCGAAGAAGGUGAGGCUUUAGCCAGGGAGAUCGGCGCCAGCGGUUUCAUAGAGACGUCUGCCAAGAACUGUUGGAACGUAGAAGCCGCAUUUCAAAUGGCUAUAUGGUCCGUGGUAUCUGCUCGGCGGGGCAGGAAAAAAUUUAAAAGUCAGUGUUUUUUGUUAUAAACCGAUUUGUUUCUUGUGUACGUGUUUUUCAAAUAAAUUUUUUAAACAAAUUUUCAGUAGUAUUCGGUUAUAAUAUAAAUUUUCACAACCAACAAACAAACAGUUAAUUCCCUAGCUUGACAACGUAGCACAGUUAAAGGGGUUUUGUGCAAUGUUUCUAAUGUAAUGUGAAUUUUUACUUAUUUUUCGUCUUGAAUCUUAAAUCUAAAACAAAAAAGAAAAGAAUAACACUAUAUGAUUUAAUUUUAACCCCACGACAAUCUCUUCUUAUUUUAAGCAAACACUUCGUAUAUUGAUAUA